Molecule: messenger RNA, 2427 nt
Organism: Pyrenophora tritici-repentis Pt-1C-BFP
Lineage: Eukaryota; Fungi; Ascomycota; Dothideomycetes; Pleosporales; Pleosporaceae
Biological process (GO): transmembrane transport; carbohydrate transport
Cellular component (GO): membrane
Molecular function (GO): carbohydrate:proton symporter activity
Source: RefSeq, a predicted model, not a curated record
AUGAUGACGAGCAGCAGGAGGCCCGCCAAUAUCCCGCUCCACAACCUCGCCUCUGUAGCACGUCCACGAGACCAAGAUUCCGCUUAUCUGCUCGACGACCACGAUAAGGAGAGUGCGCGGUCCUCCUUCGACACCCCGUCCGACGACUCGGACCUCUCCAUCUGGACCGACACUGGUGACUUGGUCGACCAGCUAGCGGACCGCGAAGACCCCCUCAGCCGACGACUGCGGGAUUCGCUCGAGGACGGCCAUCCCUCCAAACCUCGCCGACACCAAAAGCGGGCUCGUUUCGCAUCGCAAGAUCUCGAAAAGAGCUCCCGCGGCAUCCGCCUGGAAGACAUUGAAAUCCCCGAUCCUGGUCCACGAACAAUAAGUAAAGCUGAGAAGCUUCUCGCCGCUAUCAUGGCACCCAACGAUAGGCCCUCCCGUAUUCACGGGUUACACGGGAAGAAGCUCAUCUACUUUACAAGUAUCUUCGUCUCUUUAGGCGUGUUCCUGUUUGGUUACGACCAAGGAGUCAUGUCCGGUAUCAUCACAGGCAUAUACUUCAAGGACUACUUCAACCAGCCCUCAGCCGCCGAGCUGGGCACAAUGGUGGCCAUUCUAGAAGUCGGCGCCUUCAUCUCCUCGCUCGUUGUCGGUCGCAUCGGUGAUGUUUUGGGAAGACGUAAGACUAUUCUAUACGGAUCGCUCAUCUUCGUAGUUGGUGGAGCGCUCCAGACCUUUGCCACUGGCAUCCCCAUGAUGCUGCUUGGGCGAGUCAUUGCUGGUCUCGGUGUUGGAACGCUGUCCACCAUUGUGCCAGUAUACCAGUCCGAAAUCUCCCCGCCCCACAAUCGUGGACGCAUGGGCUGCAUUGAAUUCACAGGUAACAUUUCUGGCUACGCUGUCAGUGUAUGGGUCGACUACUUUUGCACAUACAUCAAAAAUGACUGGUCGUGGAGAGUUCCGCUCUUCAUGCAGUGCAUCAUGGGUCUUCUUCUGGCUGCCGGCAGCUUGCUCAUUUGUGAAUCUCCAAGAUGGCUUUUGGACAAUGACCACGAUGAGGAAGGUAUUGUGGUUAUUGCCAACCUGUACGGAAAGGGCGACAUUCACAACCCCAAGGCUCGAGAUGAAUACCGUGAGAUCAAGAUGAACGUUUUGCUCCAACGCCAAGAAGGUGAACGCUCAUACUCGGACAUGUUCAAGCGAUACUCCAAACGCGUCUUUAUUGCCAUGUCCGCCCAAGCCCUCGCGCAACUCAACGGCAUCAACGUCAUCUCAUACUAUGCACCGCUCGUCUUUGAAGAGGCUGGCUGGUACGGUCGCCAAGCCAUUCUGAUGACUGGUAUCAACGCCAUUACAUAUUUGCUGUCUACCAUUCCUCCGUGGUACAUUGUGGAUUCGCUGGGUCGCCGAAAGAUUCUUCUCUCUGGAGCGCUCAUGAUGAUGGUUUCACUAUCCGCCAUUUCCUACUUCAUCUUCCUGCAGGCGUCCUGGACACCCAACAUGGUCGUCAUGUUUGUCAUGAUCUACAAUGCCGCGUUUGGAUACUCAUGGGGCCCUAUCCCGUGGCUGUACCCACCGGAGAUUCUGCCCCUCAGCAUUCGUGCCAAGGGUGCCAGUCUGAGUACCGCGACCAACUGGGCCUUCAACUGGCUCGUCGGUGAAAUGACGCCCAUCCUGCAAGAGCACAUCCAGUGGCGAUUGUACUUGAUCCACGCCUUUUUCUGUGCUGUUAGUUUCGUUAUUGUGUACUUCAUCUACCCUGAAACCGCCAACGUUCGUUUGGAAGAUAUGAACUCGCUCUUUGGAGACGCUACCUCAGUUAUGCCUACCCCAGAGACGCUCGCGCAAGCCGAAUCCCUGUUCAGUGGCGAAGGUCGUGGCUCGCCUGUCCCAUCGCUCGAUAUCCGAGGCGCACGCCGUGCUCAAGACGAGGCAAUCCCAGGACUCAACAUCGAUCCUCCCGAUAUCGAAAGCGGCAGCAAGGACAUGUCCAAGGCUGGCGCGGACAACGGCGAGGGAAUUGGUGGCUGGAUCAGCAAUAUGGUCAAGAGAACAAAAAGCAAUGGUGAAGGUGAUAGCUCAGGCGGAAAGUACAAGCAGGUGGGCCAGAACGAGGACUAGACGACGGUGGUUUAUGUUGACGAUAUUGCAUUUCCAUUCACAUCUGCAUCGCCUUGCACAGACGACGGAAGUACAUUUCACUAUUCACGAGCCCAUGGCCCAACGAGCGAGAUUUUAGGGUUGAUAGAGUGCGCAGAGCAUUUCCGAGGCGUUUCUUGUACGAGUGUUGGUUUAUUUUUAGAAGACUUGUCUUGUACGAUAGACGGCAACAUACGCUCCUUUUCUUCGGUCUUCGGCAUCAUGUCGUAUAUCGGUGCCGUGCCGCGCAUGUCAGACCCUUGUUACAGCAAUCUUACGUGGGCACAGAACCCUCUACCA